AUGGUGCUCUGGGUUUUUGGCUAUGCCUCAUUGAUUUGGAACCCAGUUUUUGAAUUUGAUGAGAAGGUGAUUGGGUUCAUUAAGGACUACAGGCGUGUGUUUGAUCUUGCCUGCAUUGAUCACAGAGGCACCCCUGAGCACCCUGCAAGAACAUGCACCUUGGAAAAGAUCGAAGGAGCUAUAUGCUACCUCGAACGAAGAGAAUGCGAAUACGACCAGAAAACCUUGGUGGAUUUCUUCAAGGAAGGUGAACUCGAGCAUCCCUUGGCGAAUGGUGUGAUUGUGUUCACGUCUACACCCGACAAGAUAUCGAACAAGUACUAUUUGGGCCCGGCGCCUAUAGAAAUCAUGGCUAGGCAAAUAGCAAUGGCUUUUGGACCGUUUGGAAACAACAAAGAUUACCUCUUUUUAUUGGAGAAGGCCAUGUUUGAUAUAGGUCAUGAGGAUGACUACAUUAUCGAGCUGGCGGAUGAGGUCCGGAAGGUUCUUGCAGAGAUUGGAGCUGUUCUGAAGGAGAAUACUAAGCUUCCGGGCUCAGCUGACGUGUCACUAAAAUCGAGCCUUUCGCCCGUUAAGUUGGGCCCGCCGGGCCAUUGUGUUGGAUUCUUAACUGCUGCUAACAAUAGUUGA
Molecule: messenger RNA, 630 nt
Organism: Striga hermonthica
Lineage: Eukaryota; Viridiplantae; Streptophyta; Magnoliopsida; Lamiales; Orobanchaceae
Source: the annotation of a GenBank genome assembly